CGAGGUGUCUCUUAAGUCAUACAGAAAAGUGAGUGAGGGGUAGAGCACGCGGGCUAACUCCUCGUGCCAACCAGGCUCGUUUUAUAUCCCCGUUACAAAUAAUAAAACUGGAUAUAUCGCACACAGGGCUUUCCUUCUGAGUGCCCCAGUCAUUUGGGCCCAUCUUCAGCUGUGCUCGAAUUCUUCAGGCUCCAGUUAAACAUGUCAUCUUCAUAUGCUGCUGCCAUAUCAGCCCUUCUUUCAGCCAGCUCUUCCAAUCCACCAGCAAGAAGUCCUAAACCUUCCCCCACUCCCAGCAAACCCGUACACUCCCCUCCAGGUGUACAGAUACAUCGUCAUUCACCUGAGCCUCUGGGAUCCUGUGAUGAGCAACAGGAGAAUCCUGCAGACUAUGGCAUUGGUGGUUACUACCCUGUAGAGAUCGAAGAGAUUUUCGUUGACCGUUACCAAGUGGUUAAAAAGUUGGGAUGGGGUCACUUCUCUACUGUAUGGCUCUGCUGGGAUAUGGUGCAGGGGCGUUUUGUGGCUCUGAAGGUUGUGAAGAGUGCUCAAACAUUCACAGAGACGGCACUGGAUGAGAUCAAACUUCUGAAAUGUGUGAGGGACAGUGACCCCAAAGAUCCAAAACGUGAGAACAUUGUGCACCUCAUUGAUGACUUCAGGAUCACUGGAGUGAAUGGAGAGCAUGUGUGCAUGGUUCUGGAGGUGCUGGGCCACCAGUUGCUGAGGUGGAUCAUCAAAUCCAACUACACUGGCCUUCCCCUACCCUGUGUUAAGAGCAUCCUCAGACAGGUUCUGCAGGGUUUAGAUUACUUGCACAGUAAAUGCAAGAUUAUCCACACAGACAUCAAGCCGGAAAACAUCCUCCUAAGAGUGGAUGAGGUUUACAUUCAGAACCUGGCGGCCAACACCAAGUUGUGGCAGCUGCCAGUGUCCUCUGCUUUCACCAGCUCCACAGUGAACAGAAACUCCAGAGAAAAACAGAGUUUGUCCAACUUGUUGGGGAAGCUGACUGGGGUUUUCCACACUCUUGGGGAGUGGUCCAGCAAGGUAUCCAGAAGCCCCAUCAAACAACUGACAAGAAAAGACAGGAGUCAACGAGGACAGGAGCGUGCAUCUGCCUACAAUCAAAAAGACACACUUCAUGUAUCGUUCUCUGAUGUCCCUGCUCCUCCUAGCCCCCGUAGCUCCACCUGUCCCUCUAACCCCACAUUAAGGAGGCAGACACUGCUGUUGGAGGACGGACUGGGUUUGGCUCCACACAGCCAGAAAGACUCCAUCGGCUCGUGGCCAGACCUCAACAUAGAUGCUACUGUCUCUGGUUCUAGAUCAGUGUUAUUACAUCAGACAUCUUCACCAUCUUCUCACCGUAGAAUCAGUGACUCAAGUGCACUUCUGGACCUACUGAAUCCUCAGAAUGCUGAUAAAAUCCUCAUCAAGAUUGCUGACCUAGGCAAUGCCUGCUGGGUGCACAAACACUUCACUGAAGACAUCCAGACGUGUCAGUACCGCUCUGUGGAGGUUCUGAUUGGUGCUGACUACGACACACCAGCUGACAUCUGGAGCACCGCCUGCAUGGCUUUUGAGCUGGCCACAGGGGACUAUUUGUUCGAUCCCCAAUCAGGAGCCACUUUCUCCCGAGAGGAAGAUCACAUUGCCCACAUCAUUGAGCUGCUGGGAUCCCUUCCGUCCCAGUUCGCCCUGUCAGGGAGAAAUUCCAAACAAUACUUCAACCGUAAAGGACAACUGCGACACAUCUCAAAGCUGAAGCCAUGGAGCUUGUUUGAGAUCCUGCUGGAUAAGUAUGAGUGGCGGCGGGAGGAAGCCAUGCAGUUCAGCUCGUUCCUCCUGACUAUGUUGGAGCUACUGCCAGAGAAAAGAGCCACAGCUGCUCAGUGUCUGAAACAUCCCUGGAUCACGUUCUAGAUGUACCAGUUCUGUUUUCUUCAUAGCCCAGUGGACAAGCUCUCUGUUCAGGAACAGGCUGGCACACAUUGCACUGGUCACGGGAAUUGGACAGCUGUGGGAUAUACAGCAGUAGUCUGAUGCUGGCAUCAAAAGGCUUUCACAGCUUUCAUAGAGCUUUAUUAGCCUAAAUAACAGCUUUUAACCAGUUGGGCUGCUUGGUCUUUAAAUGUGUGUUAAGUCACAUCUAAUUCAGGCACAGCAAUGACCAAAGAAAAGUAUUGUCUUACUGAAAAACUGCCUUGAAACAUGAUCACAAAGUUUCAGAAUUUUAAUAAACAGACAUAAGAU
Messenger RNA from Etheostoma cragini (Arkansas darter), 2256 nucleotides. RefSeq names its product SRSF protein kinase 2-like. Gene Ontology annotation, molecular function: protein kinase activity; ATP binding. The record is from RefSeq and is a predicted model, not a curated record. The transcript is spliced from 15 exons. The coding region runs from base 202 to 1926 and encodes 574 amino acids. Lineage: Eukaryota; Metazoa; Chordata; Actinopteri; Perciformes; Percidae. Gene Ontology annotation, biological process: spliceosomal complex assembly; protein phosphorylation; regulation of mRNA processing.